This is a messenger RNA of Suncus etruscus (white-toothed pygmy shrew), 647 nucleotides long. It is a transcript of the gene EFCAB11, whose product is annotated as EF-hand calcium binding domain 11. Lineage: Eukaryota; Metazoa; Chordata; Mammalia; Eulipotyphla; Soricidae. The coding region runs from base 52 to 552 and encodes 166 amino acids. Gene Ontology annotation, molecular function: calcium ion binding. The transcript is spliced from 6 exons. The record is from RefSeq and is a predicted model, not a curated record.
GCCAGGUUCUACUCUGUGCUAGGUGGCUGGUUGGGUUUCCAGUAAGGGGCGAUGUUUUCCUCUGAGUCCAGAGCCCGUCCGUGGACUAGGGAGGCCAGUGCCGCAGAACACAAGAAAUGGGUGGAAGUAUUUAAAGCAUGUGAUGAAGAUAACAAAGGCUAUCUAAGCAGAGAGGACUUUAAGGUUGCUGUUGUAAUGCUGUUUGGAUAUAAGCCUUCCCAGGUAGAAACCAAUUCUGUGAUGUCUUCAGUAACUUCAGGCACUUCCGGUCUACCACUUCAGGAGUUUUUAAAUAUCAUAAGGAAAAAGAAGGAAGCUCAAAUCUUCCGGAAUGAAAUAAGACACAUUUUCACAGCUUUUGACAGGCAUUAUCGUGGCUACUUAACUUUGGAAGAUUUCGAAAAAGCAUUUGAACUGGUAGCUCCCAAGUUGCCAAAGAGGGUGGUGAUUGAGGUGUUCAGGGAAGUAGAUCAGGACUCAGAUGGUCAUGUCAGCUUUAAAGACUUCGAGUACGCCAUGAACUAUGGACAAAAUGAAGCUGAGCUAUUGUGAACUCCUGGGAUCACUGGCAGAUUGCAAUGAUUUAGAUGUCAAGCAUCACUAAUGAUGCAAUGUUGCAUUCUUGCAAUUAAACUCCUAGUCGUUGU